GCUAGUGGUGGUGACAGCGGCCAUUGUUGUUGUUGGGGUUUAUAGGGUAACCACAUCAACCAUUCCUGCUCCUGACUACACGUGUAGAGAACCUAGGAUAACCCAAAAAAGUCAGACAGAGUGACUUAUAAUUCCUACACUCUUAAUGCUACACUUAAUUACUACACUCUUAAUGCUAAACCUUCUCACUGACUACUUCUGCUUUAGUAUUGUACAUAUCGUAGAAGUGGCAUGCUGGUACUGUCCUUAACCCUCCAUCUAGUUCUAUGAUGAGAAUUCCCUCCACCGUGAGUGGAGUGGACUGAGCGUUGUUUUGAUGCAUACUGCCAUCUCAUGGUGGCAUUCGGAAACUCAUUUAUAGUAUAGGGUACAACAAGGUUGCUACCAGGGUACAACAAGGUUGUUUUCAAGGUACAAGGUCUGCCACUGCUGCUUCAUGUCUGCCACUGCUGCUUCAUGUCUGCCACUGCUGCUUCAUGUUGUCUGCCACUGCUACCUUAUGAUGUCUGCUCCCACUUUUGUUAGUGUGUUGAGGAGCUUUCCAGUAUGUGAAGGUAGAGGGGCAGUGCCAAUCGGACAGGUAUUGGAUAGUGACGUCAUUUAUUUACUCUUGAACAUCGCCAAGGAAUCGAACAUUUCUGCUACUUUUGAGCUCAAUUUCAAGCAGGCAGUGUAGUGGUGGUAGCAGCGGGGAUGGCAGUCUCACGACACUCCCAGGACAGGGAGCCAAGGCCGGGUCACCAUCUGGAAAAGACCCGGACCGGGAGAGUACCGGCGAAUCAAGGAGGAGGAGGAGGAGCUCCAGCAGGUCAACCCCAGCCUCGCGCUGCCAUCCUUAUCCCACCCACCAGGGAAGCGCUGGCGGGCUUGGGGGAGGAACGUAACAGCCAGGUUUGUGGCAUCCGCCACAGUGCAGUGCCAGACAUCAUCACCCGCAUCGUGGGAGGCUCACCCGCCGAGACCCACGAGUUCCCAUGGCAGGUGUCACUACAGUGGCGCUACGACUGGUACACCUACCAUGUAUGCGGUGCCACGGUCAUAGACCAGAACUGGGUGCUCACUGCUGCUCACUGCACGCACCAGUACACUCCUAAGGACCUGCUUGUAGUGGCAGGUGAACACCAGCUCAAGCACAAGGAAGGCACCGAACAGACAAGAUACAUCGAGCGUAUUGUUGAACACAAUGCAUACAGCAGCACCACCCAGGAGAAUGACAUCGCCCUCCUCAAGCUGACUGCUCCUCUCCAGAUGGACGGCGUUACUGUGUCUCCCAUCUGCAUGCCACCUCCCAUGACCAACUUCUCAGGUCACUGCGUGGUGAGUGGGUGGGGGAAGGAGAAGGAAGGUGGGACGUCGUCCGACAGGCUGCAGAAGGUGGUGGUACCUAUCAUCACCGACGACAGAUGUAAAGACAGCUAUCUGUCUAUCGGCUACAACGGCCCCAUCGCUGAGACCAUGAUGUGUGCGGGAUACAGACAGGGAAACAUGGACGCCUGUCAGGGAGACUCCGGGGGACCCUUCGUGUGCCAAGGCUUCAACAAUCGCUACUACAUAGCUGGUAUUGUCUCCUGGGGCAUCGGCUGUGCCAGACCAAAUGUGCCCGGAGUUUACACUGAGGUGAGUCGCUACGUGGCCUGGAUCGCCAACGUUGUCAGCAACAGAGUAGACAUGCCACCACGGCCAGCUAGUCUCAGGAGCCCUGGGCUUCUAGAUGCCUCCUCCACCCUUCACUACUCGGUCAAUACCACGUCUGAAGAACCUGCACCCCACGUCUGAAGAACCCGUACUCCACGUCUGAAGAACCCACACCUCACAUCUGAAGAACCCACACCCGUCUGAAGAACCUGCACCUCACGUCUGAAGAACCUGCACCUCACGUCUGAAGAACCCGCACCCCACACUCAUGUCUCUCUGACUGGUACUUCCUCGCUGAAAUAAAUGCCAGUCAUCCUAAAUGCCAUCCAGCCAGACUGCUUCUUCCUUCCAUCCACCACUGUUUGACAGCAAUGCACCUACUGUACACCAGAACAGCCUGGGGUCAACUGAAAUUAACACUGACAAGUUACUUUAUGUAAAGAGAGAACUAAAGACAACUUUUGUGUUUAGUAUAUAUAAUCACAGAGAAGAUUCAAAUCCAGGGAUAGCACAAUAUUUACCAGCCAACCCCUUCCUAUGCCAGGUGUUAUGUUCUCCUAAUUUCCUAGAUAGUUGUUAAGCUGAUGGAUUUCGUGUAUGUAUUUCAAUGUACCCUUUUUGGUGUAUCUAAUACGUCAAUGCCCCUCAAGGGAGGUUCCUUGAUGCUGGUGAGGGGCUCUUGAUCUAGGGAACUGGAUCAGUGCUCCGGUUCCCUGAAUUGAGCCUGAAUACCUUUCAUCCCCCCCAUCCCCCGAUGUGCUGUAUAAUCCUACUGGUUUAGCGCUCCUCCAUGAUUAUAAUACUCAUUCGUCAGUGUAUUCCAUUAACAGCUCUAAGAUCGUAUCUUCUUACAUCCUUACUACGUAACGUACAAAUAUGACACGAAUUUGCAGAUAGGGCAAGGAAAUUAAUAAAUUGAAAAGGCCUGUUGUCUGUGUUUAUUAAGCAUUCAUGAAAGGUUCUUGUAGGUGGAAAACCCAUUUUAUGCGUUAUAGCAUGUAGAUAGAGUUUAGACAAGCAAGUAGAAACAAAAUUAUUCUCUGAAAGCAAGUGAAUUAGUAGUAAGCUAAGUGUUGACAAUCUGAAGGAUUGGGGACGUUAUUAUUUAGAGGUUCGUUUGAAUUGUAAUGUCCUCCUUGACCUGGUAACACAAGCUCUUGAAAGAGUGAUGGUUAAGGUUGAUUGGCUGAGUAUGUUUAAAUCCUGUAUAUAUUACAUGAGGGUCAUUUAAGGUUGCUGUAACAUGACUGAAUAAGUAAGGUGAAUGUAUUUUUUGGGGGGUUACCCUGACCUGCUGGGAAAUAGCCUAUGCUUAGGUUAUUUCCUACUGUAAUUGAAAUAUUAUUUAUUAAAGGACCCCAAUGGAAAAGAGUUACUCUGACUUUUUGGGUUAUCCUAGGUUUUCUACACUUAUGCUGCUAUGUAUGAUAAUCU
Messenger RNA from Cherax quadricarinatus, 3069 nucleotides. Its product is annotated as trypsin-1-like. Gene Ontology annotation, biological process: proteolysis. Lineage: Eukaryota; Metazoa; Arthropoda; Malacostraca; Decapoda; Parastacidae. Gene Ontology annotation, molecular function: serine-type endopeptidase activity. The record is from RefSeq and is a predicted model, not a curated record.